Messenger RNA from Penaeus indicus, 855 nucleotides. Its product is annotated as kxDL motif-containing protein CG10681-like. The record is from RefSeq and is a predicted model, not a curated record. Bases 5 to 631 code for a protein of 208 amino acids. Gene Ontology annotation, biological process: lysosome localization. The transcript has 3 exons. Gene Ontology annotation, cellular component: BORC complex. Lineage: Eukaryota; Metazoa; Arthropoda; Malacostraca; Decapoda; Penaeidae.
UUACAUGAUGGCGGCGUCUUCCCCUGACAGCGACCUCGGGAGCAUCGAGUGUUUCCAGAAUUACACGGCUCCGGAGGUCUUUGUGCAGGGUCUUGCAGGCCAGAUCAACCAGCAAGAUGUGGAGGCCAUCAUACGAGCCCAGAAACAGAUGCUCCAGCGCUUUGAGAAGACCAACGAGAUGCUGAGCAACUGCAACGCCCUCUCAGCCACGCGCUUUGCCCUGGCCCAAAAGGAGUUCAAGAAACACACGGCUCUCCUCGUCGACAUGAAGAAGGACCUGGACAAUAUUUUUCGUCGCAUCAGGACCAUCAAAACCAAGCUCUCCAACCAGUACCCAAGUGCCUUUAGUGCUGCCCAAGAGGCUGUUUUCAAAGAGGAAGAAGAGGAUGAGGAAGCAACGUCAGCCAGCAAGGACCAAACGUCGUCUGAUUCUGCGGAGAAUGAUGCAAAGCGCGCCUCUGUCUCGGGGGAAAGUGGGCACUCGAGCAAGUCAGAACGCGUUGAGGACAUGGAGCAGUCGAGUGACGGUAGCAGAGCGGACACUGAAAGGCGCAUGAAGAAGACGGCAAGCAGUUCCUCGGACAGCAGCAGUAGCCCAAAAUUAUCGAGCUCUUCCUCCUUCGAUAAUUAGAUGGUUAGAAUGCUUGUGUGUAUAAAUGUUUGUUAAUUACAUCUUUAAUGUUGUUUCAUCAUAUAUAUAUACAAACAUAGAUACACUUACAUACAUGAGAGAAUUUACAGAUUUUAUUCAAAUGUAUUUUGUACCUGAUUAAUAUAAUUUGAUUGCAAUAUAUAGGGCUAUCAGCAAUGACAUAUAUAAAGCUGUAUAUAUAAUAAAGAGUGUUUUCAUAUGUA